UUAUUUAAUUUAUUUUUGUAUAUAUAAAAUAUAAUAUCCAACCAUAAAGUUUUUUUACCGAUCGAUGAUAAUGUGAAUCCAAAUAUUUUAACAGGAUGAUAAAUAAUUGAUGUGGCUUUUAUAACCGCAGCAAUUCUGGCGUGACUCUCUCCGCAGCAUUUAUUUUUCUCUCUAUAAAUUAAAAACAUUACUUACUCUUUCUCUCUUCCACUUAACUCAUAUCAACCUUCGCCGGAAAUAAUGGCUUUCCCGCGAUUUCUUUCUCUCCUCGCCGUCGUCACUCUCUCUCUUUUCCUCACCACCACUGAUGCUUCCUCUCGCUCUCUAUCCACUCCACCUAAAACGAACGUACUCGACGUCGUUUCAUCUCUCCAGCAAACACAAACUAUCCUCUCACUCGACCCGACUCGUUCCUCACUCACCACCACCAAACCCGAAUCCCUAUCCGACCCGGUUUUCUUCAAUUCAUCUUCACCACUAUCUCUAGAGCUUCACUCUCGAGACACUUUCGUCGCGUCACAGCACAAAGACUACAAAAGCUUAACACUCAGUCGACUCGAGCGCGACUCAUCCCGAGUCGCCGGAAUCGUCGCGAAGAUCCGUUUCGCCGUCGAAGGAGUCGAUAGAUCCGAUCUCAAACCCGUUUACAACGAAGAUACACGAUACCAAACCGAGGAUCUAACGACACCUGUCGUCUCCGGAGCCUCUCAAGGAAGCGGCGAGUAUUUCUCAAGAAUCGGUGUCGGAACUCCGGCGAAAGAGAUGUACUUGGUUCUCGACACCGGAAGCGACGUAAAUUGGAUCCAGUGUGAACCUUGCGCCGACUGUUACCAACAGUCCGACCCGGUUUUUAACCCGACUUCGUCUUCCACAUACAAAUCUCUCACUUGCUCUGCUCCACAGUGCUCUCUUCUCGAAACCUCCGCUUGUCGGUCAAACAAAUGUCUCUACCAAGUUAGUUACGGAGACGGAUCUUUCACCGUCGGUGAACUCGCUACCGAUACGGUGACGUUUGGUAACUCUGGUAAAAUAAACAACGUCGCUUUGGGUUGUGGUCACGACAACGAAGGUCUCUUUACCGGAGCAGCCGGUUUACUCGGUUUAGGCGGUGGUGUUUUAUCGAUAACCAAUCAAAUGAAAGCGACGUCGUUUUCUUACUGCCUCGUUGACCGUGACUCGGGAAAGUCCUCAAGUCUUGAUUUCAACUCGGUCCAACUCGGUGGCGGAGACGCGACGGCGCCGCUUCUACGUAACAAAAAGAUCGACACUUUCUACUACGUCGGACUCAGUGGAUUCAGCGUCGGUGGUGAAAAAGUCGUGCUGCCUGAUGCGAUCUUCGAUGUCGAUGCUUCGGGAAGCGGAGGAGUGAUCUUGGAUUGUGGAACCGCCGUGACUCGUCUUCAGACGCAGGCUUAUAACUCGCUGCGUGACGCGUUUCUUAAACUCACCGUGAAUCUCAAAAAAGGAUCUUCGAGCAUCUCUCUGUUCGACACGUGUUACGAUUUCUCGUCUCUCUCCACUGUGAAAGUACCGACGGUUGCGUUUCAUUUCACGGGAGGGAAGUCGCUUGAUUUGCCGGCGAAGAAUUAUCUGAUCCCUGUGGAUGAUAGUGGAACGUUUUGCUUCGCUUUUGCUCCGACGUCGUCGUCGUUGUCGAUCAUCGGGAAUGUGCAGCAGCAAGGGACACGUAUCACUUACGAUCUAUCCAAAAAUGUUAUCGGAUUGUCAGGGAAUAAAUGCUAAACAUGUCAAAGUAGAAAAAUUAAUAGUUUUACGGGUAAUCAGUAAAACUUUUUAUGGUACUAGCUAGCUACGGUAACAAGAUGAAAACAAAAUCCUUAAGUGUGAAUUUUUCUACCUUUUUUUUAAUUAAUCAUAAGUUAUUGUCGUCUUUUAUCGAAUAAUAAUAGGAUUAAUUAAUUUUAUUAUAAAGUUGAAAGUGUUGUUGUCUCAGCAAGAAGUUUUCAGUAGUGAAGAAGAAGAAGAGUCAAUAAAGUAAGAAGUUACAAAAAAGAAGGGUCUUUUUGUAACAAAAGUUUAGUCUUCAAAGAAACAAACAGACUUUUGUUGUUGUGGCCCUUUAAUGUCCUUCAAUAUUUUAAAUUAUAGUCUGAAUUUUACCAACUGUGUGGAAAUCAAUCAAUGUGAAAGUUGUUAAGUUGGGGUAUUCAAAUAAGAAAAGCCAGGGUAGAAAAAUUUGCCUUU
Molecule: messenger RNA, 2205 nt
Organism: Arabidopsis thaliana (thale cress)
Lineage: Eukaryota; Viridiplantae; Streptophyta; Magnoliopsida; Brassicales; Brassicaceae
Gene: ASPG1
Product: Eukaryotic aspartyl protease family protein
Exons: 1
Coding region: 241-1743 (500 amino acids)
Biological process (GO): proteolysis
Cellular component (GO): endoplasmic reticulum
Molecular function (GO): peptidase activity; aspartic-type endopeptidase activity
Source: RefSeq, marked reviewed